AUGGGUGGUCCCAGCAAGAUCACAGUUCAGAUGAUGUCUGGCGACAUCACGGAAGUGUCAGCUUCAACGCUAGCAGAUCUGCGCGAAGCUAUCGGGAGAAUGCUGCAAACCUGUCCUGAAUUUGUGCGGGUUCUUCAUGACGAAGCCUUGCUUGAAGAGUCGGUCGAUGUCAGCAGCCUGAGGGAGGUCACGGUCACUGCCCUUGUCACGCCCAGCGUGCCCAAUGUGCUGAAGGCGCUUCGCCAGUCUGGUUUCAGCUUUCGAGGCUUGAACGAGAAGUCAACAUCUGCCAGCAAGACCCGAGGACUCAAUGUACUUCAUGCAGCAGUGAUGACUGGCAAGCUCGACAUUGUGCAGUUUCUUCUCUUGGAAGAAGAUUUCGUUGGUGUGAAUGACCUUUGCUGCGACGGCAGUGGUUACACGGCUUUGCACUUGGCAGCAAGCCAUGGCUUGGUGGAUGCUUGCCGAGAACUCUUAGAUUGUCCACAAGUCACCCACCAAGACGAACACAGCGUGAAGGAUGGGACAGCUCUGCACAUUGCAGCUUCAGCUGGGCAUGCUGGUGUGGUGCAGUUGCUCCUUGACAGCGAGAGAUUUACGGUUGUCAACGCAGUGGUUGUGGCCGAUCAAUGGCCGCUUCUGAUCAACAUGGCCAGUGCAUGUGGUCCGCCGCAAGAAGCUGCAGAGUCUAAGCACAUCAUUACCCAGGAUUCUUGGCGUCUUGUCAAGAUUGAGCCCGAGGUUCAGGACAUCGCAGACCAUUUCGGCCUAGAUGAGCGCAUAACUGGGAAGCUACAGGAGGCACUGAAUACGCGGCCGGAUCCUGGAACAGAUCUGCAGGUCAUGUGGGAAAUCCUGGAUGAGGCCAGGAAUCCGCCUGGUCUCACAAUGAUCAAGGUCAAGGAGAUGCUUGAUGGCACGUUCCGUGCCGGUGAGCAGAAGGAUGCUGGAGUACAGUCCUUAGCCGAGAAGUUCAAGCUCGACGAGCGUGCGGCCUACAAGCUGAGCGAGGUGUUGUCUACGAAGCCGAAGAAGAAGGAUGUUCUCAAAGCCUUGGACAUUCACUUGGCAGCUUCAAACAAUCCAUCGGCCCUGGUCAUGCUGAAGCUUGCAGACCUGCGAAAAGACGUGCCUUUGGGCGAGGUCCCCUACGGCACUAAAGGGUACCGGGAUCGCCCUUACUUAGGAAAUUAUGACCGUGACGGUCGGCGAAUAGGACGUGCCGAAGAUCCUGCAGUGAAGGCGGCUCUUGAGUGA
Molecule: messenger RNA, 1257 nt
Organism: Symbiodinium pilosum
Lineage: Eukaryota; Dinophyceae; Suessiales; Symbiodiniaceae
Source: the annotation of a GenBank genome assembly